CGAUGCAGACUUUUGGAGGAGGGAGCCGAACCGUUCAAACUGAAUAGGCCCACUAGAGCCAUAUGUGUGAGUGUGAGGCAUUCAUGAAACUUUUUUGCGACUCUUUUUUGUAUGGAGAGUAGAGAUUCUGAUGAGUUUCAAGUGUUCAACUUUUUCUUUCCUCUGUCGAGGAAGAAGAAGAACCAAGGAACCAAAGUUACCAAACAAACAACAGUUACACUUCCUCUCUUCUUCUUUUUUCUCUGUUUCAUGGCUUGUUUGAACGAUGAGCACCGGGGUAUGCUCUCCAAUAUGCUCUCUAGACGUCUUUCUAUCAAAGAAGAACAAAAACAGGAAGAUGUCUUUGUUAAAUUCCCUUUCGAGAAGGUCUUUCCUGUUUGUGCAAUGGGGUUAUCCAGCACCGAAUCCGACCCGAUUUUAAACUUCCCCUGUUCUGGUGCUGACCCGAUGUGGGAUGCUGUUCGACAAGAAGCCAAGUUGGAGGCAGAGAGAGAACCAAUUUUAAGUAGCUUCUUGUAUGCCAGUAUUUUGUCGCAUGAUUGUUUAGAGCAAGCUUUGGGGUUUGUUUUGGCCAACCAACUGCAAAAUCCUACACUCUUAGCAACUCAACUUAUGGAUAUAUUUUCUAAUGUAAUGAUGCAUGAUAAAGAUAUUCAACGUUCCAUUCGGUUAGAUGCACAGGCAUUUAAGGACAGAGACCCUGCUUGUUUGUCAUAUAACUCAGCUCUUUUGUAUCUCAAGGGUUACCAUGCUCUACAAUCAUAUCGAGUAGCACAUGUGUUAUGGAAGCAAGGACGUAAAGUGUUAGCAUUUGCAUUGCAAAGCCGAAUUAGUGAGGUAUUUGGAAUUGAUAUACAUCCAGCUGCAAGAAUCGGAGAAGGAAUAUCAUUGGAUCAUGGGAAUGGUGUUGUUAUUGGUGAAACUGCUGUUGUAGGAAACCGAGUUUCUUUGAUGCAUGGUGUGACUCUAGGAGGGACUGGGAAAGAAAUUGGUGAUCGCCAUCCAAAAGUAGGUGAAGGUGCACUGAUUGGAGCCUGUGUGAAUAUACUUGGGAAUAUAAAAAUAGGUGAUGGGGCAAUGAUUGCUGCCGGUUCCCUUGUUUUGAAGGAAGUUCCUCCGCAUAGCAUGGUGGCAGGAACGCCAGCAACGGUGUUAGGAUAUGUAGAUGAGCAACACCCAUCUCUGACAAUGAAUCACAAUACCACCAAAAUAUUUUUCGAAAAUGUGGCUGUCACUUUUACAAAGGCAAGGUCCACCGCUAAGUGUGGAUUGAUACGCUGACGAAUGAAGAAAUUUUCGUAUCUCUAAUCAUAUUAUACCCCGUUUACAACAUUUUCAGGACCUUCAGAUACUGAAAAUAAGGCAAGUGAGGGAUAUGAAAAGGCAAGGGCAUAGGCAGAGGUCUACAUUGUCGAUGAAGUUAGCUUUAUAGAUUAAUCAGCAGAAUAGAGUUGGUAUUUGCAGCAGCAUGUUUCAUAACAGGACAUUGAAGAAAUAAUGUUAUUGUAGUUUAUAUAGCUCAUCUCAUAUCAAUAGUUCCUUGUACUUGUUUGCGGUAUUUGUUAGAAAUGACAUCUUUUAAUCA
Molecule: messenger RNA, 1585 nt
Organism: Mangifera indica (mango)
Lineage: Eukaryota; Viridiplantae; Streptophyta; Magnoliopsida; Sapindales; Anacardiaceae
Product: serine acetyltransferase 2-like
Exons: 10
Coding region: 112-1281 (389 amino acids)
Cellular component (GO): cytoplasm; cytosol
Molecular function (GO): L-serine O-acetyltransferase activity
Source: RefSeq, a predicted model, not a curated record